GUCACGUGAUUUGUUUACGUGGAUAUUAUCGUAAGAAGUGAAUGAAUGAAUAAACGUUUGAAUAAUGGGAGCAUCUUUUCUUAUCUCAAAAUGCCGUUUCUAAAUGACUUAAUGAUACUGAUAUAUUAUGGGUGUAUUAUAAUAUGAAUGACCGAAAAGGACUGGAGAUAGGAAAUUAAUUUACAACGUGACGAUAACAUGGAAGUAUGAGCGACGAAGAAGCCGGAGUUUCUCAUGGAAAGACUUCUGAUCCUAGUAUAUUGAAGGAAUAUCUGGAUACUAAUGGCAAAAUGAGUUUAUUUUACCUGGUGGCUUGUGUAACAGGAAUUUUCCUACUUCUACUUUUUUGCGUCAUUGUUAUGCUCAUCAAAAACCGGCGCAAACACCGGUCACCCUCGGACUUCUUCCUCACAGAGCCACACGAGGGGAGAUCAUCUUGCAAAUCCGCACCUAUGUCAAGGAAAACGUCUCCAGUUAGAGAAAAGCGGAAGUCGUGUCCCGACACUUAUGGUGCUGUUGACGAAGCCAUUGCAAGGUCAAGCACGUUUGACAGUCUACCUAACAUGGAGAUGGAAUGGGUACAACCUUCACCGGAAGGAGAAAAAUCAAAAAGCAUGACGGCGCUACAAUACCAGGCUAGCUUCCUAGGAGCACAUCCACAAGUUUCUCUUACAAGAAGUGAAAGUGAAAACUUGGUAGCAGAAACUUCAUCUCCAAGUGAUCAUGGCCGGAUAUUGUUUACCGUACUAUUUGACGUCACAACAAAUACCCUUUUGGUAACCUUGAUAAAGGUCAAAGAGCUGCAAGGCCGAAACUCGAAUGAAAACUACAGAGAUCCAUUCGUUAAAAUGUUCCUUUUACCAGAUGAAAAUAUAUGUCAUACUUCUAAAACUGUGAAGAAAACACUCAAUCCAGUAUUCAACGAAACCUUCAAUUUUGAGGUAAAUUACGGGGAUAUUAAAAACAGAAGUCUAAGAUUUUCCGUAUAUGAUGUAGACAGACGCCGAUUACGUCAUACACUAGGUCAUGCGAUUGUGCCACUUCAAGACGUCAACAUCAGUUCUUCUGGAGUGAUAUCAAAGGAUUUAGAACUAGAAAUAAAUUAUGGGUCGUCUGUUGGUGAUUUGAACAUUGCAUUAUCGUAUCUUCCACACACAGAGAGACUAAAAAUUGUCAUCCUCAGGGCCAGAAAUAUCCGUCCAAAACCUGAUCCCGAUACAGGUUUUCAUGUACGCCUUUUGCUUUACUAUGGCAACAAACUAGUGAAAAACAAACGUACACUAACGCAGAUGGCUUUACCGGAAGUCAAUUUCAACGAGUCUUUUGCUUUUAGCACAACAAACAAAAGCAUCGAAAAUUUCAACUUUGUCGUAACUUUAGUGAAGACAAACAGACAAGCAAUAUCUAAUGACGUCGACCUUGGUCACGUGACUCUAGGAUCAUUUAUGUAUGCACGAGGUGCAGGAUUAAUACAUUGGCAAGAAAUGUUAGCUAAAACCAGAAAUGUGGUGACCAAGUGGCAUCAACUUAGCGUGCCAGUGUAGUGUAUUCAAUGCUGACUGGUUAGCUAAAUGUCACGUGUGAUUUGCCUGCGUAACGUCACCUAAACAAUAAAAUAAAGCAAAAGGUAAAAAAUCCAAACUUAGACGACUCCAAAGCAAGUUUCCAAGUUUCCAAGUUUAUUAUUGAUUUCUCAGUAUGUACAAAGCAUAAACAUGAGAUUCACAUUCUAAUAAAUAACAAUAAUAAUCAAUAGAGGACAACUCUUACUCAAAAAAGUGAAGGAAUCAUAAUUGGGGUUGUGUUCAAAAUCAAUACAGUAAUUUAUUACACAUCAUAUCAAAUUUAGUAAUUAAGAUCCAACAUUUGGUUCUAAUUUUAGUGCCUCGUUACCUAUUCUAUAAUUAGAAGUUUUAAUUACCUCAUCAUCCAUCAUUGGCUAGGUUUUUGAUUGGUCAGAUUAAUUGCACGCGCUUAGAACUGUGUAGCAUAAUGACCAUAAAUAUGUUACUAGGUCAGACAUUUGAGUUAUUGUGUCAUAAUCAUUGACCGUGAGAAUUUUGAGAAAAGCAUGCGUUAUUUACUUUUAAAAUCCCUCACACGUGGUCUGCCGGUAAAAACUUUGUUCCGUGAUUAAAUGGGGGUCAAAUGAGUGUCACCAAAUGGUGUUAAUGUGGACAGGGAUGUUAAUUAAUAGAAUUCGCAGCAGAUGUGUCAUUUAUAUGUGGAAUUUAUAUUUAAAAUCUAUGGAAAAAAAGCAUUCUCAAUUGGAAUUUUACCAGAGCUUUACAGUAUGUCAUGCCAUAUGCUUUUGGUCUUUACUAUAAACUUAUUAAAUGGAUUGCAGAUGAAUAAUCAAAUAUAUUAAAAUGUAAACUUCUAUUUUGUCUCACACUGGCAAAUAGCACAAGUUUGUAUAAGACGUCACAUAAAAUAUGACAGGUUUUGGUUUGAAAUAGAUUAUGGAUCUUAACGAGUCUGUUAACAUGCUGUCUUUAGUGCAGGGUUGACUGUUGACUCUUUCUCUUGAUAAGCCGUUUAAUUACAUUAAAAAGGUUAUUCCCUUCAUUUUUAUUAAUAUUAGACUUUACAGCAUGAUAAAGUUUUAAGUUGUCGGAAGUACUUGUGGAAACAUGUAGAUUCCUGGCCAUCAAUUGCGCAAGGAGGACUGAAAUGUGUUUACUGCACAAAGGCUGUUGUAAUAGGAUUGUUGUACCCAGAGACUGUACGAUAAUACAUCAUGAUAAAUGAAUGUUUUAGGUCACACUUGCAACCAUAUCAAAUAUAUAAGGCAGCUAAUAAUUGGUGUGGAGUUUAUUUAGGAGUGCGCCUUGAUGUCAGAGAGCGGGUCAUAUUUCAAAACGAUAUGUUGUUUUGCAAACUUUGUUCAGUUAUAAUUACUGUCAUAAUUAUUCAUAUAUUGUAAGGGUAUUUUAGACGUAAUUGUUUCUUGAUAACACGAAAAUGCAUGUUCAAUAAAUUUAAACCUUAAAAUCUACAAAUCGUCUAGAUGGAAAUUUUGGACACGACAACUUCGCUCAUCAAGAAGGGGAUGGGUGAAUGGAGUGUGGGUGUGCGGGUGUGCGCGAUUUUCUAAGUGUUGAAGUAUCGUGCUGAUAGUGCGUUGUCUCGCUGUAUUUCAUGCAGUGCCAUAAUUUCGUUUAUUUUCCAUGUUGUAAAAUUGUUUACAUUUAAGAUUGAUACGAAGUGUUUUUCUUUUACCUUAAGUUUCCUUUUACUGAGAGAGUUUUUGUUUGAGAUACAUUUCAUGAAAAAUAUUUUUGAGAGUAAUAAAAAAGAUUUUACAGUCA
Mercenaria mercenaria is the source of this 3311-nucleotide messenger RNA. Its product is annotated as synaptotagmin-15-like. Gene Ontology annotation, molecular function: calcium ion binding; calcium-dependent phospholipid binding; phosphatidylserine binding. Lineage: Eukaryota; Metazoa; Mollusca; Bivalvia; Venerida; Veneridae. Gene Ontology annotation, biological process: cellular response to calcium ion; calcium-ion regulated exocytosis; regulation of dopamine secretion. The record is from RefSeq and is a predicted model, not a curated record. The transcript is spliced from 8 exons. Bases 207 to 1544 code for a protein of 445 amino acids.